CGUCUUGUCGUGUUCAACGUUUGGAGACCUGUUAAGAUCGUGGAAGACAAUCCUCUUGCUAUUUGUUAUUGGGAUUCAAUCAAGGAAGGAGAUACAUCAGAAUUCGUACUCGAGCCUACAAGCCGUGCGAACGCAAUCCAGACAUGGAAUUUCAAGGAUCAUCAAAAAUGGGCAUACUUGUCAAACCAGAAACCGGAAGAGGCAUUUGUCUUCAUGCAGCAUGACAGUAAGGGAAAGGGAGGACAUGGAGUGAAUGUGCCACAUGCUUCUGUUGUCCUGCAAGGCCAAGAAGGCAAACCAUCCACCCGCCAAAGCUAUGAAUUCAGGAUUGCAGUCAUCAUGGAUGAUGAACCA
Melampsora larici-populina 98AG31 is the source of this 354-nucleotide messenger RNA. RefSeq lists its product as uncharacterized. The annotation marks the transcript as partial. The record is from RefSeq and is a predicted model, not a curated record. Gene Ontology annotation, molecular function: oxidoreductase activity. The transcript has a single exon. Lineage: Eukaryota; Fungi; Basidiomycota; Pucciniomycetes; Pucciniales; Melampsoraceae.